AUGCUUAGAGCUCAGGCCAGCCCCACCACUCUCCGGCGGCCGGAGGCCUUCCCCGCCGCCGUGAAACAGCACAGGGCCUCCAGCCUGCCCGGGCUCCGGCCCGGGAGGCGGGCGGCAAUAAGGGCUGUGAUCAGCAGUGGAGAUAGCAAAGCAGGAGUGGAAACAGCAGAGAAGGCUGUGGAGAGUAGUAGUGGAGCUUUGGAGACUUUUUCAACAAGUGGAGGUGUGAGUGUGAGAGCAGUGAUCAGAAUAAGGAAGAAGAUGAAGGAGAAGUUGCUUGACAAGAUUGAGGAUCAGUGGGAUUCUUUCCUCAAUGGGAUUGGGAGAGGGAUCUCACUUCAGCUCAUCAGCCAAGAACCUCAUCUUGGCAAGAGUGGUGAGACUUUUGUGAGGGGGUGGUUGCCAAGAUUAUCAGACAAUCCUUAUGUGGUGGAGUAUGGAGCUGACAUGGUGGUGUCAAAGGAUUUUGGGCAGCCAGGAGCUGUAGUUGUGACCAAUUUCCACGAGAAAGAGGUGUUCUUGAUGGAGAUUGUGGUUCAUGGCUUCAAAGAAGGACCCUUAUUCUUCACGGCUGAUACAUGGAUUCAUUCCAGGAAAGACAAUCCUGAAAGCAGAAUAAUAUUCAAGAAUCAGGCUUACCUGCCGUCUGAGACCCCAGCUGGGAUCAAGAGUCUCCGGCAGCAGGACCUGUUGAGCGUUCGUGGCGAUGGGAAAGGAGAGAGGAAGCUGCACGAGAGGAUAUACGAUUAUGAUGUCUACAAUGAUUUAGGUAAUCCUGAUAAGGGCGAGGAGCUAGCCAGGCCGGUUGUGGGCGGUGAAGACAGGCCUUAUCCUAGGCGUUGUCGGACUGGUAGACGUCCCACUUUGACAGAUCCCGAUGCGGAGAGUAGAAUCGAGAAGCCUGAUCCCGUGUAUGUUCCUCGUGAUGAGACGUUCGAGGAGGUUAAACAGAACACCUUCUCAGCUGGAAGGCUCAAGGCUGUGCUCCACAACCUGAUACCAUUGAUCGUUUCCACAUUGGCUAGUUCGGACGUCCCGUUCACAAACUUCUCCGACAUAGAUAAUCUUUAUGGUGAUAUUCUUCUGCAACAUGAGCCAAAGGAAGCUAAAAAGAAUCAGCUCCUUGCCAAUCUCAUGAACCAAGUAUUGAAUGUUGGUGAUAAGUUGCUCAAAUACGAAAUACCAGCCAUUAUUAGGCGUGACAGGUUUUCAUGGCUAAGGGAUAACGAGUUUGCACGUCAGACUUUGGCCGGGGUAAAUCCUGUUAACAUCGAGCUACUAAAGGAGCUUCCCGUUACAAGCAAACUAGAUCCUGCAAUAUAUGGCCCUCCAGAAUCUGCAAUCACAAGGGAAAUAAUAGCCAGAGAGCUUAACGGACUCAGCGUUGAAGAGGCUAUAGAAAACAAGAAGCUGUUUAUAAUUGACUAUCAUGACUUGCUCUUACCGUUCAUUGAGAAGAUGAAUGAGUUGCCUGAUAGAAAAGCUUACGCUUCCAGAACUGUCUACUAUUUUGAUGAUGGCAUUCUUAGGCCGAUUGUUAUCGAGCUAUCACUUCCUCCAACUCCUUCAUCUCCAAGGAACAAGAAAAUUUAUACCCAUGGGCACGGUGCUACCUCUAGCUGGAUCUGGAAGCUGGCUAAAGCUCAUGUUUGCUCCAAUGAUGCAGGCGUUCACCAACUCAUGAACCACUGGUUGAAGACUCAUGCCUGCACGGAACCUUAUAUAAUUGCCACUCAUAGGCAGCUAAGCUCAAUGCAUCCAAUCUACAAACUACUACACCCCCACAUGCGGUACACCAUGGAAAUCAAUGCCCUUGCAAGGCAAAGUUUGAUAAACGGUGGUGGAGUCAUAGAGGCUUGUUUCAGCCCCGGAAAGUAUGCCAUGGAGAUAAGCUCUGCUGCCUAUGAGAAAUUGUGGCGGUUUGACAUGGAAGCAUUACCUGCAGAUUUACUUCACAGGGGAAUGGCUGUUGAGGAUCCCACGGUGCCCGGUGGUGUCAAACUUGUAAUAGAAGAUUAUCCUUAUGCUGCAGACGCGCUUCUCAUAUGGGCUGCCAUACAGGAAUUGGUAGAAUCUUACGUUGAGCAUUAUUAUUCGGAACCCAAUUCCAUCUCAUCUGAUGUGGAGCUUCAGGCCUGGUGGAACGAGAUAAAGAACGUGGGACAUUAUGACAAGAGAAACGAAACGUGGUGGCCAAACCUCAAUACACAAGAUGACUUAUCGAGCAUACUUACAACCAUGAUUUGGAUUGCUUCUGGUCAGCAUGCUGCUAUCAACUUCGGACAGUAUCCGUUUGGGGGAUAUCCACCUAACCGUCCGACUCUCAUGAGGAAAUUAAUCCCUCAACUGGGUGACCCUGAGUACGAGAAGUUCCUUCAGAACCCCGAGUACACUUUCCUGACCUCGUUGCCCACGCAACUCCAGGCUACAAAGGUUAUGGCUGUCCAAGACACCCUAUCAACACAUUCUCCAGAUGAAGAGUACCUCCAUCAGUUGGACCAGAUUCACAGGCUUUCCUCUAAUGAUCCUCAAGUUCAAAAGUUUUUCGAAAAUUUUUCUGUGCAAUUAGAAGAGAUAGAACGAAUCAUCAAUCUAAGGAAUAAGAAUGUAGAACUGACAAACAGAACUGGUGCUGGUGUUCCUCCAUAUGAAUUGCUUCUACCCACUUCACCUCCUGGCGUUACUGGUCGUGGUAUUCCCAACAGCAUUUCCAUCUGACUUCGUGCUCCGGGUUUGUGUUCAAGGGAAAGCCUGUAAUCACUGUUAGAGAGUAUCUAUAUCUGCAUCUGUCAGAAUAGGAUAUAAAACACGGUUGUCCAUUCAGCUUUAAAAAUCAAUGUAUAUUCCUCGUUUGCUA
This is a messenger RNA of Salvia miltiorrhiza (redroot sage), 2857 nucleotides long. Its product is annotated as lipoxygenase 6, chloroplastic. NCBI's taxonomy places the organism in Eukaryota, Viridiplantae, Streptophyta, Magnoliopsida, Lamiales, Lamiaceae. Gene Ontology annotation, biological process: lipid oxidation. Bases 1 to 2718 code for a protein of 905 amino acids. The record is from RefSeq and is a predicted model, not a curated record. The transcript is spliced from 9 exons. Gene Ontology annotation, molecular function: metal ion binding; oxidoreductase activity, acting on single donors with incorporation of molecular oxygen, incorporation of two atoms of oxygen; protein binding.